This is a messenger RNA of Musa acuminata AAA Group (dessert banana), 1476 nucleotides long. RefSeq names its product myosin-2-like. Bases 445 to 1242 code for a protein of 265 amino acids. The transcript has 5 exons. The record is from RefSeq and is a predicted model, not a curated record. Lineage: Eukaryota; Viridiplantae; Streptophyta; Magnoliopsida; Zingiberales; Musaceae.
AUUCCUCGAGUCGCACCAGAAGGGAGGACCGGAUGAUGGAGUCCGUCUCUGUUCUAUUUGAGGGACGAUCUCCAUAUUCCAUCGUUGCUUCUUGUUGGGGAAGCGGUCGUGUGCUGCUUCCCGAAAUUAGGUUCUUUUUCUUUGGUCUUUCUAAAUCACGUGAGGUGCGCAGGAUCAGGAACCCUAAGCUCCGGCAAUUUCUUGGUGGGAUGACGAAAAUCUGCGAUCUUGGUGGGGUUUUGGUGGUUUUUCUCUGAAACAAUUCAUCAAAGUUUCGAUUUUGAUGAAUGUUCCUUGAGAUUGGCGUUAUGUUCCUCGUAGCAUGCUAGUGGAAAGCUUGAUGUGAUCAAGCCGAGGGAGGAGAAAUUGAGGGACAUCCCACCAGCAUUUCCCAUCCGACUCCCAUUGAGACCGUGUCUUCCUUCUUUGAGAGGCUCCCCGUCCAUGAACUUUGAGAUGGGGAGCAAUGAGGCAGGAUUUUCGUCAAAGGAUUCUGAUGUGAUGAAAGAGAAGGCAAGGUCAGAGUCGAGGGAAUUCGGUCAUGGAAUCAAGUCAUCCUUGGGAGGUCCAGUAGAUGAGAAGGGUGGCCACAAUGAUUAUGUCAAGAGGGAGGCCUUGAACAAGGACCAACAUCAGGUGCAUUCUUCCAGUCUGGAAGAGCUUGAGAAGCUGGUUUUAGAGAUAAAAGCAGAAGUGAAACAAAAAGAGGAGGAGAAUGUUGCAUUGUCACAGCAAAUUCAGCAGUAUGAGAAAAAGUGGUCACUGUGCGAGGAGAAAAUGAAGUCCAUGGAGGAGAUGUAUAAGAAACAGAUAGAGACUUUGACGAUGAACAUAGCUGCAGUAGAGAAGAGCCUCGCUACUAAUGGCACAAAUAAGCAGCCUGGAAAUUUUGAUACUUCUUCAUAUACUCAUGGUCAUGACUCCAAAGGUGCUAUCCCUGCCAAUGCACGAACACCUGAUGGAACACCACCUAAACACUUAACAAAAGAGUUUGAGCAGCAGAAACAGGUAUUUCCGGAGGAUGCACAUGUUCCUACUGAGGUGAAAUCUGGGCAAUCAGGGUCUGUUGCAAAACCUAUUGAAGAACUGCAUAAGUUGAAGGUUGCUUAUGCUGCUUGGAAGAAGGACUACAAGGCCCGUCUGCAUGAUACAAAAGCAGCACUUCGGAAACUUAAGAAAUUGGAAGGUGAGAAGCCACGUAGAAGAUGGUGGGGCAAGAAAAGAAAGAAGCAUGAUAAAUAGAACUUUACUAUGAUGCCAGCUCUUUGCUUGAUUGUUCACUAGAUCAUGGUGGUUCUCUGCAUGGCCAACCCGACACAUUUAUUGUUAUAAAGACAGAGAUGCUGCUGCUACGAUUGAAGUGUGCUCUUUCUUUUGUGUAUCCUGUCAUUGGCUUUUCCUGCUUGGGGUUCCCAAGGACAUGUGUACUUCUGACAUUUUGGUUACAUGAGAAUAACAUAAUAAUCAUAUGGUUUA